AUGUCUUUUCUAGAUAAAGACUCUUUCAAAAGCUUGAAUGUACAAGGGCGAAAAAGGGAACACAGACCUGGGGUCAAAAAGUUAAGGAGCUUAAGCAGCUUACUGCGACCAAAAAGGCAAAGAAGAAUUCCAAACGGAAAAUUUCAAGUGAUUGAUAAUCUAUCGGUAUCAAGUUUUGGAAAGGAAGAAUUGAAUAAGAGACGCAAAAGAAAGGCGAAGGUUUUUAUAGCUUCUUUGAAUGAUUUGCCUAAUGAUGAACGAAGUUCCAUGGAAAAUGAUGUUUUAAUACAGAAAGAUGAGGUAGACGAAAUUCUAGGCGGUUUUGAUAUGAAGAAUGUAAAGAAGAAUGUGGGCCAAUUGGUAAGAAGUAUGGAUAAAAUUAAGAAGCAAAACGAUGAGCAGAUCAAGAAAAGCGAGCGUUCAAUUAUUGAAGUGGAUGAUAAAUCUAGAGAUGAUCAGUCAAAGGAUGAUGUAGAAUCAAAGAUACGAAAGAUGAAGGAAAGUGUUGAUGUGGUAAGUAAAGCGAACAUGUAUGAUAAUACUCGAAGAAGUAAGGAGGUGAAAUUAAAGUAUGAGGAAGAACGGCCUGAUUUCCAUCCUAAGGUUCUGGGGAUAGCAGGACUUAAAUCAAGAACAUCAAAAUAUAUAUCUUUGUUGGAAAGCAUUUUAGCUGGUCAGAGGCAAUCAUAUUUUUACGAUAUUGCUCGUGGAAUAAGUCUAAGGUCUCGUCAUCCAUUCAUUACAGACCUGGAACUUAUCAACAUCUCUAAAAGCAGAUUUCACGGAUAUUAUGGUGCAAUCCGUGCACAUGUGAUAUCUUCAUAUAUAAUAGAUCAGCUUGGGCCGUUGCUAAAAGAGAAAGUUCAAAGGAAUAAAGUCAUGAAAUUUUGGAGAACAGAUUAUUUUGCAUUGUAUGUACUAGCAUCAGAAAUAAUAGCGCGAUUUGUUGAAGACGAUAUGCAGUUUGAUACGCUUGAUGAAGCGUAUGUGGAGAUGGAGAAUACGAACGAUUAUGGUUUAUAUGUUAUGGAUAAAAUUCCGCUUGAGGAUUAA
Messenger RNA from Brettanomyces bruxellensis, 1053 nucleotides. RefSeq lists its product as uncharacterized. The transcript has a single exon. The coding region runs from base 1 to 1053 and encodes 350 amino acids. The record is from RefSeq and is a predicted model, not a curated record. Lineage: Eukaryota; Fungi; Ascomycota; Pichiomycetes; Pichiales; Pichiaceae.